AUGUGCCUCUCUUCUUGCCCUAACUGUGCUGUGCCUCUCUUCUUGCCCUCAGUGUGCUGUGCCUCUCUUCUUGCCCUCAGUGUGCUGUGCCUCUCUUCUUGCCCACAGUGUGCUGUGCCUCUCUUCUUGCCCUCAGUGUGCUGUGCCUCUCUUCUUGCCCUCAGUGUGCUGUGCCUCUCUUCUUGCCCUCAGUGUGCUGUGCCUCUCUUCUUGCCCUCAGUGUGCUGUGCCUCUCUUCUUGCCCUAAGUGUGCUGUGCCUCUCUUCUUGCCCUCAGUGUGCUGUGCCUCUCUUCUUGCCCUCAGUGUGCUGUGCCUCUCUUCUUGCCCUCAAUGUGCUGUGCCUCUCUUCUUGCCCUAAGUGUGCUGUGCCUCUCUUCUUGCCCUCAGUGUGCUGUGCCUCUCUUCUUGCCCUCAGUGUGCUGUGCCUCUCUUCUUGCCCUCAGUGUGCUGUGCCUCUCUUCUUGCCCUCAAUGUGCUGUGCCUCUCUUCUUGCCCUAAGUGUGCUGUGCCUCUCUUCUUGCCCUCAGUGUGCUGUGCCUCUCUUCUUGCCCUCAGUGUGCUGUGCCUCUCUUCUUGCCCUCAGUGUGCUGUUGUUCAUCGAGGAGCGGAUGGGAAGGAAGUACGUGGAGGGGGAGAACAUCGACUUCUCUCAGAGCUUCGAGGAGUCCGGCCCUUCGACUCCCAUCUUCUUCAUCCUCUCACCCGGCGUCGACCCCCUCAAGGAGGUGGAGAGUCUGGGGGAGAGACUGGGCUACGCCUGUGAGAACCGCCGCCUUCACAACGUCUCUCUGGGUCAAGGUCAGGAGAAGGUGGCGGAAGAGGCCAUCAAGAUCGCCGCAAGGGAAGGUCAUUGGGUCAUCCUGCAGAAUAUCCACCUGGUGCGCCAAUGGCUGCCCAGGCUGGAGAAAAAGUUGGAGGCCAACUCUGAGGCCGCCCACCAGGACUACCGAGUCUUCAUGAGCGCUGAGCCCGCCAACAGACCCGAGAACCACAUCCUGCCUCAGGGAAUCCUGGAAUCAGCCAUCAAGAUCACUAAUGAGCCACCGCGAGGGAUGCAAGCUAACCUCCACAAGGCCCUCUACAACUUCACACAAGAGACUCUUGAGAUGUGCUCCAAGGAAGCAGAGUUCAAGUCUAUCCUAUUCUCCUUGUGCUACUUUCACGCUUGCGUUGCAGAGCGAAGGAAGUUUGGAGCCCAAGGCUGGAACAGACCUUAUCCCUUCAACACGGGUGACCUCACCAUCAGCGUCAAUGUGUUGUACAACUACCUCGAGGCCAACAGCAAGGUGCCGUGGGAAGACCUGCGCUAUCUUUUUGGGGAGAUCAUGUAUGGCGGCCACAUCACAGACGACUGGGACCGAGUCCUCUGUCGCACUUACCUCGAGGAGUUCCUUCACAUGGACCAGCUUGAUGGAGAGCUUAACUUGGCACCAGGGUUCCCAACGCCUCCCAAUUUGGACUACUCUGGUUACCACAGCUACAUCGACACCUGCUUGCCGCCGGAGUCUCCGCAUCUCUACGGCCUCCACCCCAAUGCAGAAAUCGGCUUCUUGACCAUGACUUCAGAGCACCUCUUCAAGACGGUGUUCGAGCUGCAGCCAAGGGACAUGGGCAACUCCGGGGGAGUGGUCAUCACCAGGGAGGACAAGGUGAAACAGACACUGGACGAGAUCCUGGAGAAGCUGCCAGAAGAAUUUAACAUGACCGACAUAACCGGGAAGGUAGAGGAGCGGACGCCAUACGUGGUAGUGGCCUUCCAGGAGUGUGAGAGGAUGAAUCUACUCACCCGUAUCAUCAGGGCAACACUCAAGGAACUCGACCUGGGGUUUAAGGGGGAGCUGAAGAUGACGUCGGCAAUGGAGGAGCUGUGUGAGUCACUGUUCCUGGACCAGGUGCCGGAGAGCUGGACAGCCCGCGCCUAUGCCUCGGCCUAUGGCCUCACCGCCUGGUACGCCGACCUCCUCCUCAGGAUGAAGGAACUCGAGACAUGGGUCGGAGACUUCCAGGUGCCGCCGUCGGUGUGGCUGGCUGGCUUCUUCAACCCCCAGAGCUUCCUGACCGCCAUCAUGCAGAGCACCGCGCGCAAGUCCGAGAUGCCCCUCGACCAGAUGUGCCUCCAGUGCGACGUCACCAAGAAGACCAAGGAAGACUUCACGUCGGCGCCCAGGGAGGGAGCCUACGUGCAUGGGCUCUUCUUAGAGGGAGCUUCAUGGGACGUUGAAAAUUCCAUCCUGAUUGACUCUCGCCUGAAGGAACUCCAUCCUCAGAUACCUGUCAUCUUUAUCAAGGCCAUCACGCAGGACAAGGCCGAGAACAGGAACCUGUACAGGUGUCCGCUCUACAAGACUCGCCAGCGAGGCCCAACCUACGUCUGGACUUUCAACUUGAAAACCAAGGAGAAGCCCGCCAAAUGGAUUCUCGCUGGGGUGGCUCUUCUGCUUCAGGCCUGAGUUUCUGUUUUUGUCUGUAUCUCUCUGUCUCUGUCUGUCUGUCUGUCUGUCUGUCUGUCUGUCUGUCUGUCUGUCUGUCUGUCUGU
Procambarus clarkii (red swamp crayfish) is the source of this 2537-nucleotide messenger RNA. NCBI's taxonomy places the organism in Eukaryota, Metazoa, Arthropoda, Malacostraca, Decapoda, Cambaridae. The record is from RefSeq and is a predicted model, not a curated record.